AAAAAACAAAAAGGGAGGGAAGAAAGGAACGCAGGGGCAUUGACGGACACUCCCCCGAGUCCCGGCGUUUCUUCCUCCCAAGCAUCACUUCACCAUACCUGACUCGCCACUAAAUUUGUUGAAGGGCUGUCGGCGCGACCAUCUUCCGGCAAUGGCUCAGCCGGAGAGAUCCACCUUAAGGGUCUCAAACGUUCCCGAAUCCGCCGUAGCCGAAGACCUCUUGACCUUUCUCAAGUCCAAAUUGGGUCCCGACUCCGUCUUCGCCAUCGAAAUCUUCACCGAGCGAAAGAACUGGAAAUCGCGCGGCUCUGGUCGCGUACAGUUCACCACGCUCGGGGCCAAAUCCAAAGCCCAGUCCCUCUCCGUUCAAAACAACCUCGUCUUCAACACCCACAACCUGAGAUUCUCCGAGACCAACGAUGACAUUAUUGUGAGGCCAAUACACGCCAGAAACAGGACCGAGAACGGGGUUUUGCAUGUGGGUUUUAUGCUGAAAGAGGAUCACAUGAGUGUUUUGGAGUCUUGGGAAGGUGUAAAAGCUUGGAUUAUGCCGGAGAGGAGGAGGGUGGAGUUCUGGAUAUGGCGCGAAGAUGAGUGCUAUAAGCUUGAAGUGAUGUUUGAGGAAAUUCUCGAAACUACUGGAUAUUGUUUAGGAGAUGAGAAAUUGAACGCACUUCUCCUAAAGCUCAAAUAUGCGCCGAGAAUAUAUAAAAAGAUUUCUGGAUCAAACAUGGCUUCCAAAUUCAGCAGCAGUCGCUACCGUCUAUGCAAAGAAGAACAUGAUUAUCUUUGGAUUCGGACAACAGAGUUUUCUUCUCUGAGAUCAAUAGGUCAGUCCACUUCCUUUUGUUGGGAAGUUGAAGAAGAUUUGCAGGCUUCAGAUAUCUUUUCUAGUUUCCCACUUUACAGGGAAACUCCAAAAGAUAUUACAUUAGAGGAUGGUGGAGAAUUUGGCAGUACCUCAGAGGCUGUUCCUCUGAUAAAAUCUGGGUUAGUUUCUAAUCUAGCUUAUGAGGUUCAAUAUCAGCUCAAUUCCUUAGUUCAUAUGCAGAAAAUUAGCCUUGCUGCAGCCAACAAUGAUCUGAUUGAAUUCCUUAGCACUUUAGGUACUGACACUGCGUUGAAUAUACUUCAGAGGUUACAUCAGCUGAAGCUCAUUUGUUAUGAUCCUUUGUCGUUUCUAAAGACCCAAUUACAUGUUCUGAAAAGGAACUGCAAAGUUCUUCCUUCAUUGUCUCAAAAGAGGUUGUCGAAUAAUGUGAUGAACUGCUAUAGAGUUCUUGUCACCCCAUCAAGAAUUUAUUGUUUGGGACCUGAGCUUGAAACUUCUAAUUAUGUUGUGAAAAACUUUGCAUCAUAUGCUUCUGAUUUUAUGAGGGUUACUUUUGUUGAAGAGGACUGGAGUAAGCUUCCUGCAGGUGCCGUUACCACGAGUAUACAGCGAGGCUUACUCUCGAAACCUUAUAGAACUGAAAUCUAUCAUCGAAUAGUGAGUAUUCUUCGAAAUGGAAUUGUUAUUGGAGCCAAAAGGUUUGAGUUCUUGGCCUUCUCAGCUAGUCAACUCCGAUCGAACUCUGUUUGGAUGUUUGCUUCAAGCGACAACUUGAAAGCAGAAGAAAUUAGACAGUGGAUGGGCUGCUUUGAAAAGAUUCGUAGUAUCUCCAAAUGUGCAGCUAGGAUGGGUCAAUUGUUCAGUUCUUCCACUCAAACUCUUGUUGUUCCUACUCAAGAUGUUGAGAUUAUACCCGAUAUCGAAGUGAAUUCUGAUGGUAUUGACUACUGCUUCUCAGAUGGUAUCGGAAAAAUUUCGCUUUCAUUUGCAAGGCAAGUAGCUGAUAAGUGUGGAUUGACUCACAUCCCUUCGGCAUUUCAAAUUCGAUAUGGUGGAUACAAAGGUGUCAUUGCUGUCGAUCGUAAUUCCUUUCGUAAACUAUCUUUGCGUGAUAGCAUGCUUAAAUUCAAAUCGAAGAACAAGAUGCUCAAUGUUACCAAGUGCAGCGACUCCAUGCCUUGCUAUCUAAAUCGAGAGAUCGUUACUCUUUUGUCAACUUUGGGAGUGAAGGACGAAAGCUUCAAGGCACUGCAGCAAGAACAACUACAUCUUCUAAGGAGAAUGCUGACGGAUAAAGUCGCUGCUUUGAACGUCUUGGAAAAUCUGAACGGUGCUGAUUCUAAUAACAUUCUGGUGCAGAUGUUAAACCACGGGUACGAGCCUAAUAUUGAACCGUACCUCUCAAUGAUGCUUCAAGCACACUAUUGGAACUUGUUUUCUGAUUUAAGAAGUAGAUGUAGAAUAUUUGUUCCAAAGGGCCGGAUCCUCCUCGGGUGCUUGGAUGAAACUGGUAUUUUAGACUAUGGCCAAGUUUAUGCCUGCAUAACCUUGUCAAAAUCCGAGCUUCGGGACAGGAACCAGAACUACUUCCAUAAGAUAGACGAGACGAAAUCGAUAUUGCUCGGGAAGGUAGUUGUUACAAAAAAUCCAUGUCUUCAUCCAGGAGAUGUAAGGGUUCUUGAAGCUAUUUUCCAUGUAGAACUAGAGGAGAAGGGAUUGGUGGACUGUCUUAUAUUUCCUCAGAAAGGAGAAAGGCCACAUACAAAUGAAUGUUCUGGUGGUGAUCUUGAUGGAGAUUUAUAUUUCAUAAGUUGGGAUGAGAAUCUGGUUCCGCCCAAAACCGAAGCACCUAUGGACUAUACGGGACGGAGGCCACGUAUAAUGGAUCACGAUGUGACACUAGAGGAAAUUCAGAAGUUUUUUGUUGAUUAUAUGAUCAAUGACACAUUAGGUGCCAUUUCGACUGCACAUUUAGUUCAUGCAGACCGUGAACCGAAGAAAGCCCUAAGCUCAAAAUGUUUAGAGCUGGCUGCGCUGCACUCAAUGGCAGUUGAUUAUGCAAAAACCGGAGCGCCAGCGGAGAUGCCUCGAGUUUUAAAACCUAGGGAGUUUCCAGAUUUUAUGGAGAGAUUUGAUAAACCAAUGUACAAAUCCAAUAAUGUACUAGGAAAACUCUACAGGGCUGCGGUUAAGACGAUGGAGCAAGAAAGGUCAAGACUUGUGUGGACAGAGGAGACUGCUACAGCAAUUUAUGAUCAUGAUCUUGAAGUGGAUGGCUUCGAAGCUUUCCUUGAAACAGCUGAAAGUUUCAAAGUCAUGUACAUUGAAAAAAUGAGCAUUUUGAUGAACUACUAUGGGGCAGAGUAUGAAGAUGAGAUAUUGAUGGGCGAUCUUCGAAGUCGAGCAUCGUAUCUGCAACGUGACAAUCGCAAGUAUGGCGAUAUGAAGGAUAGGAUCUUGCUUUCGGUUAAGUGCAUACGCAAGGAGGCCAAAGAAUGGUUCGAGAAUAGCUGCGCCCCACAUGAACACAAGAUGAUGGCCUCUGCAUGGUAUCAUGUAACUUAUCACCCUUCCUACUUCAAACGAGAUAUGUUCUACUUCAGCUUCCCAUGGAUUGUACAUGAUGUUUUACUCAACAUAAAGGCAAUGAACUCCAAAAGACGUGAAGCAGAAAAGAACUUGUAGCUUCUACCUGUUUGUAACCCAAACAUGUCAUUAAGCUUCUAUCUUUCUUAAUCUAACAGCAAUAACAUUGUUUCCUUUGUCUUUGUUU
Messenger RNA from Cucurbita maxima (winter squash), 3605 nucleotides. RefSeq names its product RNA-dependent RNA polymerase 2. NCBI's taxonomy places the organism in Eukaryota, Viridiplantae, Streptophyta, Magnoliopsida, Cucurbitales, Cucurbitaceae. The transcript has 4 exons. Bases 152 to 3517 code for a protein of 1121 amino acids. The record is from RefSeq and is a predicted model, not a curated record. Gene Ontology annotation, cellular component: nuclear RNA-directed RNA polymerase complex. Gene Ontology annotation, biological process: siRNA processing. Gene Ontology annotation, molecular function: RNA-directed RNA polymerase activity; nucleic acid binding.